Messenger RNA from Juglans microcarpa x Juglans regia, 1917 nucleotides. RefSeq lists its product as uncharacterized. Gene Ontology annotation, molecular function: S-adenosylmethionine-dependent methyltransferase activity. NCBI's taxonomy places the organism in Eukaryota, Viridiplantae, Streptophyta, Magnoliopsida, Fagales, Juglandaceae. The record is from RefSeq and is a predicted model, not a curated record. The transcript has 2 exons. The coding region runs from base 184 to 1665 and encodes 493 amino acids.
UAAUAUAGUCCCGAGGCUCACUCUCACUUUCAACUGAAACACUGAAUGGAACUCUAGUUCCCAAUUUUUCUAUCCAACAGUUCUUUAAUUUAGGUUUCUGAAAGUACUCCACAGCCGAAUCCCCAUUGCACAGAAUAUAACGUGAUUGAUUAAAUGUAGAUGUAAUGUAGAAUUCUCUUGCUAAUGCUUCGUUUCGAGAUGGGUCAGACCUGGUUCGAGCCAAUGCUGCCGAGGGUUCCGAGGAGGCUCUGGUUAGGGUUCCAAAAAUCAAUGGGUGUCCUCGUGGGUGGGAAUCACACCUCCUCCAGGCGCGUGCUUUAUCGAUCUCUCGCAAUCGCCUCAGCUAUUUCGAUCAUUCCCAUGCUGUACGUUUUAUCUUGUUCCGAUUUGGGAACGUUUGCUUCCGUGGCCUCCAGUGUCUGUGCCACGAGUCCGGGCUUCGCAAUUGCGAGUAUGGGUCCGGGCACAUAUUGGUUUCGUACCCAGCUCCUGAAUCCCAUUUGGGGCUCAUUUCAAUCGGUGCACUGCAAGGAAAAUGUGAAUUUGACCGUUAAUGUGGUUAGAGAGCUUGUGGAUAAGAACUUAUUGAAAUAUAAUGCUAAAGCUCUCUUUGUUGGAGAUGGACCGGCCUUUGCCGUGUUGGCAUUGCGAGAUCUGGGGUUCUCCAAUGCCUGCGGUGUUUAUGGGCACCGCUUUUUCUCGCUUAAUCGGAAACAGUUUGUUCAUGAGCUUGACUACAUGGACAAUUCAUUUGAUUUCGUGUUGUCCAGGGACGUAGACUUGGUUUCUGUCCCUGCAUUGCUUGUGCUCGAAAUUGAGCGGGUUCUUAGCCCAGGUGGGAUUGGUGCCAUGCUUGUGGGUGCUAGUGGUUCGGCCCCAAAUGGCUUGAUUAGGUCUGCCACCCCAGUUUCAUCCUUGCUGAAAAGUUCCACUGUCGUGCAUGUUGGUUAUGUGCACAACUUUACUCUGGUUGUCUUCAAGAAAAGAAUCGAAAAUGCCAGUUAUUUCAAGCAGUAUUGCCUUCCUUCUGACUGCCUGUCUUUGACAAAUAAUAAGCCUUUCAUGGACCAAAUUGAGCCCCUUGUGGAAAAAAAAUCAAUGGGAUUUGAGAACUGGUAUUCUUAUUUGCCCAAGCUUAUGAAUAUUGGUUAUAGGAAGCGAUUAGUCUAUAUUGAUAUUGGGGCAAGGGUGCAUCUACACUCUAAUAUUAUAAAUUGGUUCCUGCCCUCCUAUCCUAUUGAUAGCAAAGCAUUCAAUGUUUAUUUUGUUAACCAUAACACUUCAGUGCUGUUAUCCUAUGUCAAAAAACCUGGUAUCACCUUUGUAUAUCAUCCUGGCUUGGCUGGAAACAGGGCUUCAGCUGAUCUUAGUUCUGAUGAAGAUGUUGAUCCGCCUUUGCAAAAUGAAGGGUUUGAUUUUCUUUCCUGGUUUCAAGAAACAGUGCAAUAUGCAGAUUUUGUGGUUCUAAAGAUGAACUCAGGUAAGGUGGAAAGGAAAUUCUUGUUGGAGUUAUUUGAAAGUGGAGCAAUAUGCUUCGUAGAUGAGAUGUUCCUUCAUUGUGAAGAGGGAGGAGAUGGUGAAGGUGCAUUGAAGGGAGACUGCAUGGACCUCUUCAAGGGCCUUAGAAGCCGUGGUGUCUUUGUCCAUCAGUGGUGGGGUGACUAAGCAUGGUGAAAUCUUGGUUUCAUGUAUUUUGUUUGAACCGUCUUCAUUCUAGUUCUGCUGUUUUUGUAUGUUGUUCGAGUUUGUUGUUUAGGAUGUAUGAACAUCCAAUUGCCUUGUGGUUGGGCAUUUAAGCUAAAUAAUCAACCACAUAUGCUAGUGUUCGAGUCUGUCGUUAGGAUGUAUGAACAUCCGAAUUGCCUUGUGGUUGGCAACCAUAUGCAUUUCUAGUUAAUCAGGAAAUUUGUUGUGCGU